UGAAGGCUGUAAUGGCGCACCCCGUCCAAGUGCUUUACAGCCUUCAUAGCAGGAAGGGGAAGAGGGCAUUCAUCAAUUUGAAGUUAUGCCGGAUAGUCACAGAUGUCAUCUGUGCGAAAGGGGGGGGCGACCUGACACAAGCACAGGACUUCAUUAAGUGGUUGCCAGGGUCUGUGGACAGCGGUGGUGGCAGGAAGAGGCGUUUCACAGCAACGUUUGCAGCAGAGCAGCUCGAUGAUCCCUCCCUUCAGGGCAGGAAUCAUUGCCUGCCCACUGCUGCCCUCUCCCUGCCCCACCCUUGCCCUCAGGUCCCUGGCAAGUCCACCUUCGGCCCCUCCUGUCCGGCUGCUGCUGCCCCUGCUCCUUCCCCUGCUGCAGCCCCUGCCGCCCCUCAUAUAUUAGCGGUGACUCGGCCGCUGUCAAAGAAGCUGUUCCUGGUCAAGAACAUCGACAUGAGUGCCGCCAUUGACGACAUGGAUGAGAGACCCGAAGCUGUACUGGAGGAGGAUGGGUAUCUGUUCUACUCCCACGCGUGGCUGGCCCUGCGGCUGCCACGGGUACGUUACGGAGGCCGUGUCUGGCUAGGCACAUGGCAGUAA
Molecule: messenger RNA, 599 nt
Organism: Dermacentor silvarum
Lineage: Eukaryota; Metazoa; Arthropoda; Arachnida; Ixodida; Ixodidae
Exons: 4
Coding region: 12-599 (195 amino acids)
Source: RefSeq, a predicted model, not a curated record